UCGGUUGUUGAUCGGUUUUAGUUCAUUGUGACGUUUACAGCUAGUGAAACGAAUGAUACAGACAGCGAAUUUUGCAGUGGUUGGCUAAAUAUUGUCGGCAGCGAAAAUUACUUUUUAGCCUUCACCAGGAGUAAAUUCGUGAUCUUUCGAUGUGACGAGCUAGGAGUUUUUCCCUAGUUGGUACCGCCCCGCGAAUGAAAUUGUGAAAUCGAAAACAAACGAACGGCUUCGCGGUGUUUUGUUUGUUCCGUUGAAAAUUUUGUGACCAAGAUUUAGCUGGGGGAGAAGCGUUUACAAGUUAUUGAUUUUUCUCGACCGUCGUGCGAUAGCGGUUUCUUUUUUGCCUUUGGCAGUAAGGUGCAGAAAAUUCGAAAACAGUGAGUUGUAAGAUAUUCUCCUACAGUGCGGGUUGUUUCCGGUGAAGCGAGUGUUUGAUUUUUUCGUGUCGUGGCCAAUGCAGAUUUGUUCCUGAAGAGAAAGCAAAAAAAAUCUCACCGGAAGAAAAUUCAUCUUAAGCUCAAUCAAUAGGUGGAAAACGGCAGACGGAAGCUGCGGCAUUAACCGCCUUCGAUUAUAGUGACAAGUGCGUGCAAUUAUUAAGAAAAAAUGAAAUAGCAGAUCAACAAUUUCAAUUUCGAAUAAAACUACGAAAAAUAGUAUAUCCUACACACCAGACAACGACGGCAGCAUGUGGAUUCCUACUAGCAACAAAUACGGAGUCGCUAUCCAUAAUUGGCACGGCAACGUCACGCACGGGUUGGCACUGGAUGUCGGCGAUUUCGUCGAGAUUCUGGAGGAAACGACACAUUGGUUUCGCGGCACCUGUCCGCGAAAGCCGCGCAAGGUUGGCCUCUUCCCCAAGACGUACAUUCACCUGAAAGACCUGGCCAAGCUCGACCCGGUAGUAGCCGAAUGCACGCUCGUACUACGCGAAUGGUCUGAAAUAUGGAAGAAACUAUUUGUGGAACGAGAAGAAUACAAAUUUACCUCUCUGCGGAAGGUGAUGCUGGCCCUGCUGGAAAGCCGACGAGAGCUGCUGAGUGCCACCCUGACGCAGGAUCAAACUUACGAUCUGCAGAUGAAAGUGAUCUCGAAAAUCGAUUGGGGAAAUCGAAAAUUAGGAUUAGAUCUAGUGCCAAGGCUAGGAACGCUUGCGGUAGAUCCGCACAAGAUCGGCAUCGUUUCGCUGCACCAAGUGCAUGUCAACAGUGCCGAAAAUGCUAAAGCCGCUUCGAACCGUGGUACGUUGCGUCGGAAAGCAGGCAAAAAGAUUCUCACCCAUCAUCUCUACUUUUGCAUGCGUGAUUUCGGCCAUCGAAUAGGUGACGAUGCUGAAAUCUACUUCUAUCUGUACGAUGGAAACCCGCUGCGGAUGCGAGCCCUAUCCGAGCGGUUCCUGGUGCGCAUUGCCAAAGAUGGGUUUUCCACGUACGUGGAAACAACUCACAACUGUACGGUUUUUACCGAUUUAGGCUCUUCGGAUCUGAACCAGGAUCUGUACCUGAUUGCCAACGUAAUGCGAGUUGGUAAGAUGCUGCACUCGGAAUCGGUUAAAAAAGGCGACAAAUUCGUCAGCAAUCAUUCGUAUCGGAGACCAUACGGCGUUGGAGUGAUGUCGCUCAGCGAAAUCGGACAUUUUGACCAUACGGUUGAGUCGGAGGAAAAGGAACUCAGUUUCAAGAUCUUUCAAUGCGAAGAGAAAGACUAUCACCAGCUGCAUGAAUUGAUAAUUAAGAAAACCAGCGGAAAAUAUCAGCCGAUCAAUGCCAGCACCCAGGGUCACUAUGGGCUGGUGGUUUCGCUGAAAUUGAUUCACGGAGGCUUGGGUCAGGCGAAAAUUGAACAACCGAUCCUGUUUCAGGGAACUGCCAUAACUAAAAAAGUCGGAUUUCCGGAUGUCAUUAUGCCCGGUGACGUUAGGAAUGAUCUUUUCCUAACCCUAGAACGGGGAGAAUUCGAAAGGGUUGGCAUAAGUACUGCCAAAAACAUCGAAAUUACCGCCCUGGUGCUUGAUGAAAACGGAAGAAUCAUUCAAGAGUGCAUUGCAAUUGCCGCCGGCAAUUCGCUUCAGGCGUACUACAAAUCUAUGGUUUUAUACCAUAACAAUUCACCGGCGUGGAAUGAAACGAUUCGCAUGUUCGUUCCAAUCGACAAAUUUAGCAAAGCUCACGUGCGGUUCGAAUUCCGAAGCUGCUCUACUCGGGAUAAAUCCGAUCCAAAGUUGUUUGGAUUUAGCUUUGCUCGGCUGAUGGAACCGGGUGGUGCAACAAUUGCAGACGGAUCACACGAACUGUACGUCUACAAAUGCGAAGAUAUCCUGAAAGUGCAGCCAAACAUCUACCUGCGCUUACCAUGCUCUUCAAGCGACAAACACGCUCACUCUCUGGAAUCUAAUUCUUCCUACCAUCGCAGUUCCAAAGAAGCUUUCUUCGUAAAGACUAUCCUUUGCUCAACGAAAUUAACCCAAAACAGCGAUCUGCUGUCGCUUCUUCAAUGGCGCAAUCAUCCGGAGCGCAUACAGGACUCUCUUCAGCGGGUGCUCAGACUUCACAACGAAGAAUUGAUCAAGUUUCUGCAGGAUGUUUUGGACGCUCUGUUUGCCAUGUUCUCAACCGACGACGGUAACAGUACUCCACAUUCCGGACUGGUUUUUCACGUUCUUGUGUCGAUCUUCAGUUUAAUGCAAAGCAGCAAAUUUCAACAUUUCAAACCCGUAAUGGAUGCGUAUAUUAAGGAUCACUUUGCCGCUCCACUCGUCUAUAAAGGUUUGCUAUCUUCGGUUCAACACCUGGCCGACUGGAUGAUGACAGCGGAAAAUCUGGAACCUAUUCUACAGUGCUUCACCUCGCUGGAGUUUAUCUUCAAGCUGAUCAUUCAGAGCCGGAAAUUGUUUGCACAUGCUUCCGGUGGUCAAUACGAGGAUAAAUUUAAGCACGACCUGUUCGCGGUGUUCACCUCACUUAACAGUAUGCUCGUCGCUGCCAGCCAUUCACACAUCCUACCCACUCAGGAAGCCCUGCUGAGUUCAAUUGGUGUCGUCUUCGAGCAGCUGCGAACUAUUAUUACCAAACCCGAACUUGAAACACUAGUCAAAGGCAUGCUGGAUGCUGUUCCAAAGGAAGCUCAGCCUCCUUUAAUCCAAGCGAAACUAAAAUCUAUCAAAGAUAUGGUGUCCGGUCAACUGUUUCAGGAUGACGAACUCCGUUCGGUGAUUCUAAAUAUUGCCUGUAAACAUCUUCGGGUUCAUUUGGCCAGGCGAGACGAGUUGAGACUUUGUGCGGAGAUUCUCGCUGAGGUGCUGAUUAAGUUGCACGACGCCAAGCUUAAAUCAAGUGACAAACCAUCAAAUGCUAUCCACCACGAUUUGGAUACCCUAUUUUCGACCAUCUUUCCAAUCCUCAUGCAAACCAUUAACGUUCUUGGCAACGGCGGACAUGAUUCACUGAUUUGCUCUUUGUUCGCCGUAAUUCUCGGUCUCAUGCAACUGCUGGACGAAUCGCACUACCAGCGCAUGUGGGAUCGGCUUAGCUCGACCGGAGGAAGUAAGGAACUAAAAGAUUUCAUUCAACAGUGUCUGAGCAUCUUCAAAGAUAUCCUCGAACAGGACUGGAUGAUCUUCUCGAAGGACUGGUUGGUGAUGAAGAUGUCCGCCAACGAAGUGCUUCGCAAGACGCUGGAGGAGCUGGCAAAGCCGUUGGUUUAUCGUUUCCUGGGACCACAGUCCUUUGAUUCGCAGCUCUGGUGGUCGUACUUUAGUGUGGCGGUGAUCUUUCUGACCCAACCGUCGCUGCAGAUCGAACAGUACCACGAAACCAAGCGCCGGAAGUUGCUGAGUAUCCAUGGGGACAUGCGGGUGGCGAUGGGGUUUCAGAUUCUGAGCAUGUGGUCCCAGCUGGGUGAGCACAAGUUGCACUUCAUCCCGUCGAUGGUUGGUCCGUUUUUGGAGGUUACCCUGGUACCGGAACCGGCCCUGCGAAAAGCUACCUUUACCGUGUUCUACGAUAUGAUGCAGUGCGAGCAGAUAUCCCGAGGUUCCUUCCGACUGGUGGAAAGCGAGUUGAUCGACAAGCUGGAUCUGCUGAUCAGCGAAAAUAAGGGCGACGAUGAGUAUCGAGAACUGUUCAGCACAAUUCUACUGGAACGGGUUCAGGCGGAAAAUCCAUCCUGGCGUGAGUCGGGAACGGCUUUCAUUUCGUCCGUGACCCGUCUGCUGGAACGCCUUCUGGACUACCGCAGUGUAAUGCAGGGUGACGAGAAUCGGGACAAACGCAUGACUUGUACCGUAAAUCUGCUGAACUUCUACAACGAUGAGAUCAACCGAAAGGAGAUGUACGUGAGGUACAUUUACAAGCUGCUGGAUCUCCAUCUCGGAGCGGAGAACUAUAUCGAGGCUGGGUUGACGCUAAAACUGUAUGCCGACAUGCUUUCGUGGGAUAGCGAUAAUGUUUCCGAUGAAGCUGACGGUCCAAUGGAGUGGGAGCAGAAGGAGAAGAUUUAUAAAAAUAUUAUCAACUAUUUCGACAAGGGCAAGUGCUGGGAAAAAGGAAUUCCCCUGUGCAAGGAGCUGGCUUUGUUCUACGAGCGCAAACGGUUCGACUACAAUCGGCUAAGUGAUGUACUCAUUCAGGAGGCAAAGUUUUUCCAAAAUAUUCUAACACAAUUACGGCCAGAGCCGGAGUAUUUCCGGGUCGGAUAUUAUGGAACGGGUUUUCCCUCGUUUGUUAGGAACAAACAGUUCAUCUAUCGCGGACUAGAGUACGAACGGAUCGGGGCUUUCAUCCAACGGUUACAGAUCGAGUUUCCCACUGCGCAGAUUCUGGACAAAAAACAUUACCCACCAGACAGCUCGAUCCUCAACUCACCGGAGCAGAAAUUCCACGUGGUCAACGUUCGACCCAUAUCGGAUCCCAGCCAUUUGAAAAGUGCCAAAGUUACGGUGCCGGAGAAAAUUUCAAAAUAUUAUGAGGUAAACGAUGUCACCAAGUUUCAGUAUGACCGACCCAUCCACAAGGGUACCGUCGAUAAGGAAAAUGAGUUCAAGUCCCUCUGGAUAGAGCGCACGAUCUACGACAUAGCCCAACCAUUGCCGGGCAUCCUGCGGUGGUUCGAGGUUACCAAUGCCUCCGUGCACGAGCUAACGCCGGUGGAGUUCGCCUGCGAGACGGUAGCCAACGUCAACAAGGAACUAUCCGAUCUCAUCGUACAGUACCGGCUGGAGGCGAAGCGUAAUCUAAAUCCGUUCACCAUGCGCCUGCAGGGUUCCGUUGAUGCAAACGUGAAUGGUGGUUUCAACAAGUACCAGGAUGCGUUCUUCACGGAACGGUUCACCAAGUCUCCGGAGGGCCGAGAUCAAAGCAUGCACGUGCAACGACUAAAGCGCAUGAUUUUCGAACAAAUGCAAAUUCUCAGGCAGGCACUAGAAUUGCAUAGAAGUCUAGCAUCCGAUGAGGUCCUUCCAUUGCACAAUCGGCUCACAGAGGCAUUCCUAGAACUAGAGAAGAGCACCGCUGAAUGGAAAACGAAUAUUAACAUUCCAACGAAACCACUUCCGCCUCUUCCGAUUGCAAGUGUCCAUCAGCAUUCGGCAGCUGCGCCGAAUGGCAUGACAAGCUCCUGCAAUUCGCAAAACUACUUCGAGGAUCACGACGAAACGUACACCUAUCUGAGCCGUAAAACACUAUCUCUUGCGGGAAUCGUGCCUAUGACGGCCAUGACAUCGUCACCUCUUCCGGCACCGCAGGUGCCUCCCAGGGACUCACUCACCUCGUCACCUUCGGCACCACCCCUUCCACCGCGUGGUCAAACCCCGGACAAACGCAAUUCUAAUCCGAUGCCAUUUACAGAAUUCGUAGAGCAGCAACAGCAAGGAUCUGCACCGGCUAGACCGAGAUCGAAAAAGUACUCACUCUACGAGAUUUCGCUAAAUGACAGUAUGAACCACAGCUACGGCAGUCCACGUUGUUCUAACGAGCUGAAAGGGCUCUACGACGUUGGCGUGAUCAACCGAGACUCUGGAAUCUCCACCAGCUCACAGGAGCUGAACAAUCUGAACAGUGGUUCACAACCGAUGACCACAUCGAACCCUCUAAAUCACCACCACCACUACCACCAGCCGAUGCCAGUUUCGGCAGGCCCGACAGAAGAUUUCAGCAUCUCACUGAACGGUAGCAACGGGGUAGUAACGCCCAGAGGACACCAAAAAACAAACUCCAAUCCGGAGUCCUACAAUGUGACCAGCGUUCAAGAGCAGAAAAUGAACACUAUAAACACCUCGAUGAGCAAACUAACGAUGUCGAACGGUUCUACCGCUCAGCCGCCUCCGCCGCCGAUUCCACCCAAGUCAGCCUCUCUGCAGCACCAACAUUCCUUCUCAUCACCGGGUCAGGCACCCCCGCUUCAGCAUCAUUCACGCCACCAGCGAAACCAAUCGUUGAACCUAAGUCACAAUUCCUCCUCCGACGGGGACGCAAUCAGUCUGAAUGACAUCAGUCCGGCUCCACCGCCAUUCAACGAUACCUUCAGCGAUUCGUUCAGCGAUGAAGGCGAUGGUCACAAUUCCCACAUUAAUGAUUCUACCACUGCCGGUUACUGUGUGCCAAAGAUAAUACAGUCCCAUCAGCAGCAACAUUCUACGACCGGCAGCUUGGGUCGGCGUUCGCUCAACGGUGCUGAUGAUCUGAUGGGUGGGAUCGUCGAGGUGCGAAACACGACCAUGGUUCCCCUGAGGCACGACGAUGAGGAGGAGGAAAUUUUCUACUAGUUGCUCUACCUAGGGUACAUUAUGUGCAAUCAAUAUCGAAAACAAAUUGUUCGUUUACGAAUGCAAGGUCUUCGGUUGGGUUUGGAAUUGAACAUCCAAUAAAAUACUCUAAUUUUGUUGUAAAUAAUAUACUGUGCUACCGGUUGAGUCUCUAACAAAGAAAGCUGUUAAGCGUAACCAAUCAGACGAUUUCCACUGAAAAAAAAUCAUACCAACGAUCAUUAUCAGGUUAAGUGUGGCUCUGGGUGGAAAAAGGAAAGGGAACAUUCAACUACCAGCAACUGCUAAGAAAAAUAGUGACCGACCAGGGACACAAAAGGGUUGUCAAUCAUUCUAUACAUAUACAUACUUAUAUUAUAUACAACUACCGGGUAAACUGGAAAAAACGCCAAACUUUAGCAUGUAAGUUGAAAAUUUAACAUCAAAUCUAUACAAAACAAAAAACAACAUUACCCUAUCGUAAAAUUGUCAACCGAAGAAUUGCGAUGAAACGCUGUGAAUAAUUAUUAUAACGAACAUUAUUGGUACACUAUCGGUAUUUGAAGCUACUAAUAUGUAAACUACGAUUUCAGUCCUAUCAGCUAGAAUUUACUUUGGCAAUAGUGUUGUAGAUGUUAUUGCAAAAUUAUGCGAUGCGAGUUUCUCACCGGUUUCUCCGUUAUAUAACUUUUUUGUGUGGCCGGAACUACUAUAUGCUAAUGAUGAUAAACUGAGCUUAAUAAGCGACUACCACGACGGAAGAAGUUUGGAAGAAUUGAAGGUACACGAUACUAGUCAAAACGGGAAAAGGUGAAACGAGGUGUAGGUUGCGAACACGGUUGCGGGUUGUGAUCGAUUCACCAAAAAGGAUCUGAAGUGUAAUAAAAAAUAUCAAAGAAAGAAAAGCAAGGCGUGACGGAGCGAGGUAACUAGAAAAAAUAUUCCACUGCAUGAAGCAUACAAUGUAAGGCAAAUAUUUUAAAGAUUUUUUUA
This is a messenger RNA of Sabethes cyaneus, 7732 nucleotides long. RefSeq names its product dedicator of cytokinesis protein 3 (gene spg). Gene Ontology annotation, molecular function: guanyl-nucleotide exchange factor activity; small GTPase binding. Gene Ontology annotation, cellular component: cytoplasm; plasma membrane. Bases 689 to 6760 code for a protein of 2023 amino acids. The transcript is spliced from 12 exons. The record is from RefSeq and is a predicted model, not a curated record. Gene Ontology annotation, biological process: small GTPase-mediated signal transduction. NCBI's taxonomy places the organism in Eukaryota, Metazoa, Arthropoda, Insecta, Diptera, Culicidae.